GUCCGUAGAGGGAAAUAGAGAGGAAGCAAGUCAGGAAGUGUUGGUGAAGGGGGAGAGAAAGAGAGCGAGAGGAGGAGGAGGAGUAGUAGAGGUGGUCGUGUCGAUGAUGGAAGAGAUGAUGGUGUAGUUUUUGGUUGUAUGUAGUAGUAGCCAUGAAGGAGGGGUUGUUUUUACGGGUAAUGGUUGUUGUUCGGAAGGUAUGUACAAAUGGAGAGGGCUAUGUCGGGGAUCAGCUGGAGUGAUGAUUGAUUGAGUGGAGAGGGAGUGGCGGUAGAUAUGGGGAUGGAGUGGAAUGGGGUUCGUAUGUCAUCAUUAGAAUCCAAGAGUGGAGAGUAGUUUACCUGGAGCAGCAGCGUUGUGCUCUUGCGCAUCCUGGCGAUGGACAUUUGUGUUUGAGUAGUAGAGGUGGAGGCGUUGCUGUUGUUGUUGUCGUGGUUGUUGUGUGGUAGUGGUAGUAGUGUGACUCUGUAGUGGCUAUGGUGGGUCUAUUGCUGAUGGUUUUUGUGUUGCGUCAGGCCGGCGUCACGGUCGUGUAGCAUCGAGGGCGACGAAAGGUGAAUGAACAAAGGGUGUGAUUGUGUAUAGGCAUCCACAUAUUCUCGGCUGUGGAAGUUGGGAACAGGGAUGCCUUGUGUGCGAUUCAACUCGUGGUAUAGAAGAAGAAGAAGAGGAGCUUGAAGGUUGUCAAGAAAAGGGUAGGGUGUUGCUGCAGCAGCAGUAGCAGCAGGAGCAUCAGUAGCAGCUUGAGAGGACGAGGACCUAGGAGGAACAGAAGCUCUUGCGUGGUCUGUGAGGAGAAUUCUUUGUUAGGGGUUGGAAGCUUCUAGGUUGGGCACGUAGUAGUGCGUUCUUUGUGUCUUGUCAACUGGGGUUUCAGUCGUAUGAGUUGAACACGGGCUGUCGUCACCAACCAGCAAUUCGCAACCGGGCCUGCUCACGACAGAAAUUGAUUACGGGCUUCAAGAGUUCGGGGAAGCUUAAGAGGUUGUCCAAGAUUUUUGCAAGGGUCUCAAAGAAUUUCAGGAGUUGACUUGUGUCCAACCUGAGGAUUUGGAGGUUGAGGAGGCUGCUUGUUAUGAGGACAGGCCGCUGAGACAGGAAACAUACGACUGAACGGUGGUUAGAAAGUCCGUAUUAAGUGGAAUAUUUGAGAUGUAGGGGGUGAUAUGCUUCGAGCUGUGCAGUUUCUAUGAUGAGCGAAUCUGCUAGUUGAUAUGCGGUACUAGAAGAAUCGAGUCAAAGAGUGCUUGCUGCUGAAGAAACUUGAAGCUGAUGUUUCAUUGCAGAUGAGUUUGCUGAUAUUACAACUCCACUGCAACCUCUCGAACUUCACAUGACAGAAACGUGGAAGGACCAAACGAUGGAUGCGUCAGGAAAAUACGUGCGUUACACCCAGGAGCAAGUGGAAGCCUUGGAGCGGGUUUACCAUGAGUGCCCCAAGCCUAGCUCUAUCCGACGCCAUCAGCUGAUCAAAGAGAGCCCUAUUCUGGCAAAUAUUGAGCCCAAGCAGAUUAAAGUUUGGUUUCAAAAUCGACGAUGCCGGGAGAAGCAGCGGAAAGAAGCAACAAGGUUGGUCAGUGUUAACGCAAAACUAACAGCUCUUAACAAGCUCUUGAUGGAAGAGAAUGAGCGUCUAGCGAAACAUACCUCGCAGCUCACGCUGGAGAAUCAUGCCCUUCGUCAGCAGAUUCCUAAUCUGCCUUUCCCCGAUGGAAGGCAUCGUCUCCCAUCACAGAUUUUGCAGAGUCCCCUCAAAAAAGAAGGAGCAGUCAAUGGUGGAGAUGAGAGCUCUACUCAAGGCGGUAUUUGUGUAAAGGUGCACGGGCAGGCUGGUAUAGCCUCCACAGAUACUAGCUGCGAUUCUGCUGUCACUGGUGGUCUACCACAUCGUCUCACUCCUCAGCAUUCUCCUCGCGAUUCCAGUCCUGCGGGAUUGUUAGCUACCGCUGAGGAGACGCUGACAGAAUUCCUGGCUAAAGCCACAGGAACGGCGGUGGAUUGGAUUCAGUUACCUGGUAUGAAGCCUGGUCCGGAUGCCAUUGGCAUUAUUGCUAUAUCCCACGGUUGCGUUGGUAUAGCUGCUCGAGCUUGCGGCCUAGUGGCCCUCGAUAUUAGUAAGGUAACAGAAGUUCUCAAAGAUCGUCCACGUUGGUUACAAGACUGUCGACGAAUGGAGAUUCUCGGGGCUCUCCCCACAGGAAAUGGAGGGACUAUAGAGCUGUUGUACACUCAGAUGUACGCACCGACUACUUUGGCACCUGCACGGGAUUACUGUACUUUGAGAUACACUACAAUUUUGGAAGAUGGAAACGUGGUGAUAUGUGAGCGGUCACUAAGUGGUGUUCAGGGUGGACCUACAAUGCCACCCGUCCAAUCUUUUGUUAGAGGAGAGAUGUAUCCAAGUGGUUACCUGAUCCGGCCGUGUGAUGGCGGCGGUUGUAUCAUUCACGUCGUGGAUCAUUAUAAUAACGAGCCUUGGAGUGUACCGGAGGUAUUGCGUCCUUUGUAUGAAUCGCCAGCUGUUCUCUCGCAAAAGUCUACUCUGGCGGCAUUACGGCAUCUAAGGAGGCUAGCUGCAGAAGAAAGCGGCGAGGGAGUUCCGCGGAAUGGUCAGCAUCCAGCAGUGCUGCGCACACUAUGCCAGCGACUAACCAAGGGCUUCAACAAUGCGGUCAAUGGAUUUCCAGAUGAUGGCUGGGAGGCUACGAUUAGCGAUGGCCUAGAUGACGUCAGUGUGAUGCUCAAUGCAACUCCCAAAUCUAUGGAGGGGCAGAUUGCAUCGGAUAAGCUGCUAUACUCUUUGGGUGGAGGCAUACUUUGCGCAAAAGCUUCCAUGUUAUUACAAAAUGUCCCAUCAUCACUGUUAAUCAGAUUCUUGAGAGAGCACAGGUCAGAAUGGGCGGACUAUGAUAUAGAUGCAAAUGUGGCCUCUUUUCGUAGCAAUGGCAACGGCUAUGUUCCUAGAUGUGGUGGGGUGUCUCAUGUUCAGUUGCCUCUACCUUUGGCCUAUUCUGGAGAAUCUGGAGAGAUAUUGGAGGUUGUGAAAGUGGAAGGCCACAGCUCAGUGCAACAUAUGGUUCUGUCUCGAGAUACUUUCCUGCUUCAGCUAUGUAGCGGAGUCGAUGAGAGUGCAGUUGGGGCUUGUGCGCAAUUAGUUUUUGCUCCGGUGGAUGUUGCUCUGGCUGAUGACAUCCCUCUUCUUCCGUCAGGUUUUUGUGUUAGUCCCAUCGACACAAAUGUUGUGGAUGGUUUUGGUCUUGAUCGCACGCUUGAUCUAGCUUCUACUCUAGAGGGUGGAAAUGAUUUACGCUUGAAUGGUGAUGCGAAAUCAAGUAAUAGCCCCGGUCAGAUGCGGUCUGUUUUGACGAUUGCCUUUCAAUUUGCGUACGAGGUGCACACCCGUGAAACUGUUGCAGCUAUGGCUCGUCAAUAUGUACGCAAUGUAGUGGCAUCAGUUCAGCAGGUAGCGAUGGCGUUAGCUCCCUCUCGAGGAGCACCUCCUCCUCGCCAAGUACCUAGUAAUCCAGACGCGCUUUCUUUAGUACGCCAUGUUCUGAGCAGUUAUAGAUUUCACAUGGGUAUAGAUCUAAUAAGACCAGAAAAUGGGAGUGAUGAAGCUCUGUUUAAAGCUUUCUGGCAUCACACAGAUGCCAUCGUGUGCUGUGCAUUGAAGGGAAUACCAGAGUUUGUGUUUGCCAAUCGAUCAGGCCUUGAAAUGUUCGAAACUGCGACAGCUAGCUCCCUGAAAGAUUUAGAUUGGGAAAAGACUCUCAACGAGAACGACCGCAAGUUAUCAUAUGCCACGUUUACUCAUGUUUUGCAACAGGGUUACUGCUCUCUUCCUGCAGGAGUGCGCAUGUCCAGCACAGGUCGAACUGCAACCUACGAGCAAGCCCUGGCAUGGAAAGUUCUAAACGACAGUGAGGCAGUCGAGUGCAUUGCCUUCCUCUUUAUCAAUUGGUCCUUGGCUACUUGAUCCAGGAACUCUCAACUUUAUCUUGUUUAGCAACUUGUUGCUGGACAGCGAAGUCGCUUUUCUCUAUUUUUGUUCUGCAUUUGAUGCGAGAGAGUAGGUACCCAUAUUCCAGGCUGGUGAGGUGAGCGUGUUGCCAACGUCAUGCAAACUUUAUUCCAGCUGUUUUUAUUUUUUAUUUUUAUUUUUCAAAUCGAAUUUAGCUGAAGCAGACUGACUGGAUUCAGGGUGGACUGGACUCGCUUUUGCUAUUUAUGAAGCUUUAGAGUUUUUGGUGUUGCGUACUGUGCUCUCAUGGUCCUAUCGGAAGCUUUACAUGUUGGGUUUGCCGUUCACGUUUGAUGCUAGUAUGGGCACCAUAUUGGAUCAUCAGCAUGAACUCCAGUUUUGUAGUUCAAAUAGACUGCUCUGAACCCAGCAAAUUCGCGUCUGACGAAGAUUUUGGCAUCAGUUCUUGUAAGUUUAGAGUAGAAUGCAAAUGAUCCUGGCAGCUGUCAGCCGUAAAUUCCUGUAAAGCAAUUUAUGUAACUGCAAGUUUUUUAUGACUGAGGAAAUGCUAAACUUGAAGUCUCGAGGUA
Molecule: messenger RNA, 4551 nt
Organism: Physcomitrium patens
Lineage: Eukaryota; Viridiplantae; Streptophyta; Bryopsida; Funariales; Funariaceae
Product: homeobox-leucine zipper protein HOX32
Molecular function (GO): DNA binding; DNA-binding transcription factor activity; lipid binding
Source: RefSeq, a predicted model, not a curated record